AUGCAGCUGAUGCAGGAACAAAAUGCGAUGGCGGAGCGAAGCAACAGGGCCGAUAUCAAAUGGCUCAAGACGGAAAUUCCGUCCUUGUUUUCCGCCUUUGACUUCCAGAUCAGACUUGGCGUUGGCGGCCUGGGCUGCACGGAGGACCUCGGGGUUCGACGGGCUUACUUAAGCAAUGUCGUUUGA
Colletotrichum spaethianum is the source of this 186-nucleotide messenger RNA. RefSeq lists its product as uncharacterized. NCBI's taxonomy places the organism in Eukaryota, Fungi, Ascomycota, Sordariomycetes, Glomerellales, Glomerellaceae. The record is from RefSeq and is a predicted model, not a curated record. The transcript has 2 exons. Bases 1 to 186 code for a protein of 61 amino acids.